Molecule: messenger RNA, 511 nt
Organism: Argentina anserina (silverweed cinquefoil)
Lineage: Eukaryota; Viridiplantae; Streptophyta; Magnoliopsida; Rosales; Rosaceae
Product: subtilisin-like protease SBT2.5
Exons: 3
Coding region: 28-315 (95 amino acids)
Source: RefSeq, a predicted model, not a curated record
AGUAGAUCGAAAGAACUAGCUAGGCGGAUGGAAAAUACGAAGAGCGAACCGUACUUCGUUUUCAUGAACUAUGAUCCACAAUACGCUCGCCUUCGAUCUGAACAAAAGAAAGGGACGUCAGAUGAGCUGGAUCUGUACCUGAGCCGGAAGCAUGAUGAGCUUUUGGAAAGCACCCUCGAACCAGGAACUUACAGGAGGACAAUGUCCCUGGUUAUUGUUGAUGGCUUUGCUGUGGAAAUUGACGAGGACCAGGCGAGUAAGCUUAGAUCUGCAAAGGGAGUGAGAUUGGUGGAGAAAAAUCAAGAGAUUGCUUAACAAGGGACAAGGCUAAGUUCAGUAGAGAGUUAUAGAGAUCGAUGGCGACCAGUACGUGUGAAUGUGUAAUGGGUUCGGAUGCAGUUUAGAUCAAGGAAGUAUGAGACGUGUGUAUUUGAUUUAAUGAUCAGCUUGCUGUCAUUAUACCAUCAUUAUUAUGUAAUAUAUAUCGUAGUAGUCUAUCUAAGGAGGAAAA